AUGUCUACUACGACGACGACGUUUACCUCAACCUCUAACCCCGUGCGACGCCUAGAUUCUCCGUCAGUCACCGCCAAUAAUGAUAUGACCAAUGGGACGAAUACAACUACGACGAGGAGCACAGAUACUCAUACCCGCGUGCGAUUCGAUGCCGAAUGUGUUCUAAUUCCAGACACAUCCCAUCCUUCAUCAAAGCGACCAAAGCUCAGCACCAAGAGCUACUCGUUACCCUUGUGGCGGAAAGGUCGCGACCACCGGGAAGAGGAAGAAAGUCAUGUAAUGCUCAAGGUCAACCUUCCUAGCUUUAAAUCCAAAAAAUCUUCGUCCCACUCUCGCGAACGCGACCAACGUAACUCCUCGCGGUCACCACCAUCCGCCCCGCAUCAUAUUCCUUCCUGCUUGCGCGUACCCACCUUCGAACAUCCACUCCCCCCAUUACCUGUACAAGAGCACAGACCUUUAACUGCUUUGGCCGCUGUUUACCCCUCAGCACAAGUGCAAGUUCUUUCAACUGGGGCCGUUCCGCCAAUCACCAUUCCAAUUCGAGGUUGCUGUCCGGAAUGUCUGCUGCACACUGACGCGCCAACCGAGGAGUUUUCUCGUGGUGCAAUGCGUGUUAGAAGACGCGGGGUCGGCUUUGGAGUUGGCUCUUUUUCACCAACCGGGCCUGAUAACUUGCUUUUUACACCUCCAGCAGACGGCACCGAAGCUUUGGAUCAUUUAGUUUCUGGGAUUGGGGUUGCGAAUGUCAACCGCCUUGUAGCAGAACUGGAGGAACGGAAAAGAAGGAGUCGAAGUGGGACACCCAGUCCUGCUGGGACGCCGCCCAUCACCCCAACUGUAGCGGUUUCUCCUGGACGAAUAUCCCCAUCAUUAUUAGGCCCCGCCCUAGUCCGAGUUGUGGAAAGCCGUGCACCGUAUGGUGCUUACUUGUCUGCGCAAGAGCUUGUUCAAGCCGCUUCAUCCUCUAGUGACAACCUAGCUUCACAUUCAGAUACACAAGGACGGGGAAGUCCUUUGCUCCCUCUUGGUAUUGCAGUUGACGAGGUUGACAAGGAGCGACGUCGACGAAGCAUAGAUCUGGUUGCGACAAUCCGACAUCACCACUCAGGUGAUAUUAUCAUUCUAGGCGAGGAAGACGAAGAGGUGGAUUGGCCUAGAGAUGUUACUAUUCGCAAAGCUAGCCCAUCGACCUCGAAACAAAGCAGUCCAGCUACAAGUCCCAGGUUAAACUCCAAACGACCUCCGCCAUUACAUCCUCAGGGAUAUGCUGAAGACGAUGAAGCAGAUCUUUUCCCUCUACCAUCGUCCUCGUCCAAACCAACGACACCCCUCUCAACACCUCGACAUAGCCCACAUCCAAGUCCAGCCGGAAGUGAUUCGAGCCUAAAUUUGGCCCGCAUGACAACCUCGACGAGUGAAAGUGUAGCGGGAAGAGCGAGUCCAUUGCUGAGGGACGCUUUGGCAAACAAUAAUGCAAAAUAUGAGCGAAGAGUUUCUGCUAGCAUUCUUGAAGGCAGAGAGCGCAGUCGCUCUGAAGCUGUUUGUGUAGCGCUGGGAGGAGCUGGGAAACGAGAAAGGGAAAAGAAAGAGAAGGAGCGGGAGACCGCCCCCAACUCCCUUCAUGACCGUGAGGGCUCAAACGCUUCCAUUUCUAGCAUCAGCUCCACAGCAAGCGGCCAGCUUGGGUCUCAUAAAACGGCCAAGUGUGAACGUGGGCUGCUUCUCCCUCCAGGAGACGAGCGUGAUCCUACUCACACGGCAGAACCUCGAGGUCGCGGAGAUGCUGCCUCACUGUCGAGCAAUACCAGUCGAAGUAGCAGUCGAGACAGUCGGUGCAGUGAUAACGACUCUGGCGUGGACGAAAAGGCGCUUCCUAAUCUUCCACCUUUGGCGACAUCUGUUCUUGCUGCUGGACCAUAUUCACCUACUCUGGCACCGAGGUUGCCUGUAUAUGCCUCGUUGGCGAUGCUCUCCGAGUCGGAGUCUGAAUCUGGAGAAGGCGCCACCAUGGAAGCACGUGAGCAGGAGGAGGAGCAGACGGUUGGCCGUGCAGCGGGGCUCCGCGUUGGGUCACCGGAGAGCAUCCACAAUAGUAAAAGAGCAAGUUUACACUUGCGCGUUGCCUCUGCUCCAGCCGCGGCCCCAUCUUCAUCAUCGAACACAUCACCAAUUGCGGAGCCUCCAGUGACCUCUCCAAAAGCUCUUCUCACCAGUAAUAACAGUAGUCUUAGCACAACCCUCUCCAAGCCCAAACCAGCUCCUCCAAUAACUCGCACAGGACGCGGCAAAUCGGCAUCAACCAGUCUUACUCUUGACAAAUCUUCAUCGACCCAGCCUCCGUCUCCAAUUGUUCGGAGAAGCAACUCUCUAGCUCGCAUCCGCUCGACCUCUGUGUCUUCUGUUGGAAAGGGUACCGGACGGAAAGCGUUUGGAGCGCUUGUCGAUGUGUUGCGAGGCGUAGCGUCUGUUGGAGGUGGUGGCGGGCCCACAAUGGCUGUUUGA
Messenger RNA from Mycena indigotica, 2505 nucleotides. RefSeq lists its product as uncharacterized. The coding region runs from base 1 to 2505 and encodes 834 amino acids. Lineage: Eukaryota; Fungi; Basidiomycota; Agaricomycetes; Agaricales; Mycenaceae. The transcript is spliced from 3 exons. The record is from RefSeq and is a predicted model, not a curated record.